CUGUCUUCUUUGGAUCCGUGGACAAAAUUGGGUCAUGUUAUUAGCGGACUGUCAUAGAGAAAUAAGUAACCACAAUUAAGACCUCUCAGAACACACAGAAAUUAGAUUUUAUUGGACUUGUUUGGGAUAUCUGGUCCAACAGCAGUAGACAUGAGGGUAGAGGAGACAUACCAGAGCCUUGCCGAUGAAGAGUUUGCUGAAAAUGGUACAACAAGCUUGGAUAUAAAAGUGCAGGACAACAACGUCUACAUGGUAGUCAAUUCUGGCAGAUCUCAACAUACAGACCGUGAACGGAGUGUACUCAGAGCACUGGUAGCACUGUUAGGUCUGCUGAGUGUUCUGCUGCUGACUAGCACCAUAGUGCUUAUGACCAAGAGGACUAGAACACUGGGACCACAACCACUGCUCCUCAAAUAUGGCGGCCAAGCUUUCUUCCGGACAGAUAUGCAGGAUCAGACAUUUUGUUUCCCCAAGCACACUGACACGGAUUAUGUCAAGAUACUGCCAAACUAUAUGGACCCCCUUGUCCAUCUGAGUUUAUGCAUGAGGUACAAAACCAAAUAUUCCCGAAAAGAGCAGUCUCUGUUCUCUCUCGCCAACCAUCGCUACCACAAUGCUUUCUUGCUGUUCAUCGAAAAGUCAGGAAGGUUUUCAUUCUCUGUCAAUAAUGAGGAAAAGCACACAAACAUCUUCAGUCCAGUUAACCAGUGGAACUCUGUGUGUGCAACCUGGAACAGCUGUGGUGGCGAUUCAUAUUUGUGGCUGAAUGGAAAAAAGUUUUACAUUGGAAAAUUGGCCUCGGGCCACACCAUACAGAACGAAACCAUAGCACUGGUAGGUCAAGAUCAAGAUAGCCAUGGCGGCCAUUUGGACCUUGCACAGUGCUUUGUAGGAGCAGUCAGUGAUGUUUACCUUUGGGGACAUGGGAAGUCAGUUCCUCUAGUCGCAGAAUUCAUGCGGAGGGAGUCCUUAUCAAAUCCCGAUGAUUUUUUGAUUAACUGGAUGGCAUUAAACUACACCCUUUCUGGAGACGUCUCUGUGAUGUCCAGAGAAUCUACGUGCACUGAAAAGUAAUGAACUACCAUGGUAACUAUGGUAACUAUGGUACUAGUAUUUCUGGUUUAUAAUGCUAUUUUUGGAUUUUUCAUUGCAGAUAUAUGUUUGACACACACCACCUGUUUAAAGGAUUUCUCCAGGUGUAUUAAUGGUAAUGUUAUUGAUAUGUUUAAAGAAUGAUUUGCAAGAUAAGGUUAAACACACUCUUGAAGACCAGAGAUUAAAUGAUCAUUCGUUAAGUAGAUGACCAGAUGGGGCUUACAGCCAACUAAUGACUUGAAUCGGCUGCCUGUAUAGAUAAUGCAGUCUAUAAAUAAUAAUAAAUUAUGGGAUUUUGA
Molecule: messenger RNA, 1394 nt
Organism: Sardina pilchardus (European sardine)
Lineage: Eukaryota; Metazoa; Chordata; Actinopteri; Clupeiformes; Clupeidae
Product: serum amyloid P-component-like
Exons: 3
Coding region: 151-1074 (307 amino acids)
Source: RefSeq, a predicted model, not a curated record